UCAAAUAUCAUUUGACAAUUUAUAACUGUAUGUGAUUUUGUGAUUAUUUGCCGAUUCAUACUUCAUCUGUUUACUGUAUCUACAUUUUAUUUAAAUUCAUUCGAAAAAAUGAGUUUUGCACUUCCAUCACUGAAAGUUAAACCUUCAGUACCAGAAAGUUUUGAUAUAAAUGGAGGAGUCUUUGGAACCACCGAUUUGAUGACCAGUGGACUAGCCGCCUCCAGAUGUAAUGUGGAUCUUCCUCACCCAGUUGCUGCCUCUGAAUUGAAGUUUCGGGAAAAUGCUCAUCAAAUGAACAUGACUGUACUACGUAACACGCAAGGACUGCACGCACCCCUCCGUUUAGCUAUGGAACUGAAAUCUGCCAAACGAAUUGGUAGGCUGCCCUUUAUGCCUUCAUCCAAUGUAAUGCAUGACGCUCUCACAGGUAGAGAUCUCGACAUAGGACCAGAAGAUAUAUUCAAUACUCCAGAAUUCUUAGAAGUCUCUGGACAACCACAUGCUGUGGUUGAAAGAUCUUUGGGUUUAUUGUAAGAAGAAAUUAUUCAGAAUAGAGUAAACAUAUUGAGUUGGGAGUAUUUUCACUGAUUAGGAUUUUCUAAUUAAAAAUGUAUUCAGAAUAA
Molecule: messenger RNA, 623 nt
Organism: Leptinotarsa decemlineata (Colorado potato beetle)
Lineage: Eukaryota; Metazoa; Arthropoda; Insecta; Coleoptera; Chrysomelidae
Gene: Pomp
Product: proteasome maturation protein
Biological process (GO): proteasome assembly
Cellular component (GO): cytoplasm; nucleus
Source: RefSeq, a predicted model, not a curated record